This is a messenger RNA of Danaus chrysippus (African queen), 3417 nucleotides long. Lineage: Eukaryota; Metazoa; Arthropoda; Insecta; Lepidoptera; Nymphalidae. The record is from the annotation of a GenBank genome assembly.
AUGUAUGGCUGCCAUUUUAAAAUGCAGACUGGUGGUGGAGCUAAAAAUCCGCCAUGGGCACGUUCAAAUGUGAAUACAAACAUGACCGGCAUGAAUCCACAAAUAAUGGAUCCGAAUGCCGCUAUGAUGUCACAGCAAGGUAUGAUGCCGUUCCAACAGACUCAAGCUGUGUUUAAUCCGAGUAUGAUGCAGGCACAAGGAGGCAUGGCCAUGCCAAUGCCAGGACAAAUGCCAAUGAAUCAAAUGGCACAAGGUCAGAUGUAUCCAGGUAAUGUUGUCGCUUACCCCACACCGCGGGCUAUGAACCCUAACAUGUAUCAGAACAGUACACCGAACCAGAAUCAACAAUCGAAUGAACAAAGAGUUUUCACGGGAACUGUGACAAAAACUCAUAACGAUUUCGGCUUUGUUGAUCACGAUGUUUUCUAUCAAACAUCGGUUUGCGCAAAAGGCGCCAUACCGAAAGUAAACGAUAGAGUACUCGUCGAAGCCACAUAUAAUCCUAAUAUGCCUUUUAAAUGGAAUGCAACACGAGUACAAGUUCUCCCAAAGGGGGGACCUAACCAAAAAAUGAACCAACCUAAGUCAAAUAACUACAACGCAGUUCCACCUCCUUCUAAUAAAAAGUCAAAUAUUAUAUCAAGACGAGACGAUCGUCGGGAUGAACGUAGUUCGCGAAGAGAUGAUAGGAAAAGAUCCCGGACAAGGAGUCGAUCUCGUUCACGUGAUCGUCGGGAUAGUCGUAACAGAAGGGACUCGCCUCCUCGCAAGAGACCUGUAAUACACCAACCUUCGCCCGUCAAAUAUGUAGUCCGAGUACCUAGAAUGCCACUUGAUAUAUCAAACCUCGAUGUUCCAACCUUAUCUCAGAGGUACAGCAAUCUCUAUAUACCGUCAGAUUUCUUCAAUGCAUAUGUUAAAUGGGGGGAGACAUUCCCUCCACAGUCACCAUUUUCUUUAAACAAUCCUUGUGCAUACCACAUAAUGAGCAAAGACGUUCCAAAUCCCAACCCAAAUGAGGCUGUCUUGGAGCCUCCAGAUGCUGAUUAUAGAUUUUCAGCUAAGGUGAUGCUUAUAAGCAUGCCAUCUUUAGAAACUCUCUAUCAAAAGUGUGGUCUCACAAAAGUAGAUGAGAAAGAUAAACGGAAUAGCUCUAAAACGCCACUUCAUCCGACUCGCUUGAUUAAAUUCCUGGUUGGGCAGAAGGGUAAAGGCGGGGAGAACUUCGCUAUAGGCGGGCCGUGGAGCCCUUCAUUAGAUGGAGAACAUCCAGAGACAGACCCUGGAGUAUUAGUGAAAACGGCUAUUAGAACAUGCAAAGCUUUAACCGGAGUUGACUUGUCGAACUGCACUCAGUGGUACCGCGUGGUGGAGUUUUACUACUGGCGGGAGGGCGGCGGGAAGUCGCGACUCGAGUGUGUGGUGUUGUUCCUGCCGGACGUGUGGUCGGCUCGGCCGUCGCGCGUCGAGUGGACCACCGUGCAGGACCAGUAUAAAGCAGCCCGGGAUGCGGAACUGCGCAGACUGCUCGGCGGGGACUCCCCGGCACACCACUCGCCGGACCGAUCACCAAUUGAAAAUUUGGAUGCGAACGCUAGUACUAUAACUAUAGACGAGAAUGAUGACGAUGAUGACUGUAAGCCUGAACCCACGCAUUACUCGAACAUAGAUCUGAGGACCAUAAAAGUGGAUCAGCUGCGACAGGAACUACGGGCACGGAACGUCAGCUGUAAAGGACUUCGAUCGCAAUUAGUUUCACGACUAUCAAAACUAAUAAAGGCCGAAGAAGACAAAGAUACAAAGAACGAAGAUGUAAUGGAAGUAGUAGACGAUGAACAAGAGGAUAAGAAAAAUAUUACAGACACGGUCGAGAUUAAAGAUGACGCGACCAGUGAUAAAGAUAAGCCAUCAGAAGAAAAAAUCGACAAAGAUGAUGCUAACGACUCAAAACCAAACGAUAAAACAAAAGAUGGGGAUAGCAAAGAAAGUGAGGACAGACCGAAAACAGAGAAGGAGAUUGAAGAAGAAAAAAAACGAUUGGAACGUGAGCGUCAGUCUCUGAUGACGCGCUAUGAACUGCCCGCGGCUCCGCACGUGAUUGUACACGCGUCGGGCUCAGCGCGACAAGGACGGUUCGCGUGUAGUGUGGCAUCCUUGUCACUAUUAUUGGACUACAGAGUUACAGACAACAAGGAACACAGCUUUGAGUUGUUCGUGUUUGCGGAGCUCUUCAAUGAGAUGUUAAUGCGCGACUUCGGUUUCUACGUGUACAAAACUCUAUACACGUUACCGGAGAAGGCCGAGGAAGUAAAAGAUAAAGAUAAAAGUGUAGAGAAGACUGACAAGAAAGAAGAAAAGAAAGAAGACAAAAAAGAAGACAAGAAAGAAGACAAAAAAGAAGACAAAAAAGAAGAAAAAAAAGAUGACAAACGUGAUCCACGACGGAGUCACAAGAAGGAAUGUAUGAGUGAUGAGGAGCGAGGUUGGUCUCCACGUUACCGCGGCGGGCGCGGAGUAGAGUUGCCUCCCGACCCUUACCUAUUAUUAUCAUUGGCCUACUUCGACACAGCCCGAGCAGGAGUCAUCUCAAAGAAAGACCUUCAAAGCCUGUUUGUGAGCCUCGGACUACAGCUGUCACGAUCACAGAUUAGGACAGUACUGGAUAAAGUCUGCAUCAGAGAUAACUUCAGCUACAAAACUCUCAUCCAAGCUAUCAAAGACCUGGCAUCCGGAGCGCCAGAAGCCAUACAAGACUUACCAUUGGACAGUACUAUUGACAGUAAUGAAGUACCACCACAUAUCGCAGAACUAGAAGCGACUAUAGCGGCGGGUAACAGGGAGCUGCUGCCCAUGUUUAACAGAGAUACGGGCGGGACAAGCGGUGGGACACGCGACGUGUCUGAUAACGGCAUGGUGUUAUACAAGGGUCGCGUGGUGGACGUGUGCGCGUUAGUGUCAGCGGCCGGUCGCUGGGCCAGCACCCGCGCCCGGCUGGAGGCUGCGCUGGCGUCCGUCACGUCCCAGCUGCGCGCUGCGCGGGCGGCCAGUGCGGCCACGCAGCGCGCGGAGAGAGGUGCGCAGGCGCAGCUCGCGGAUCUAGUAGCCACACUCGCCGCCGCACGCGCCAGGAUCACCUCGCUCACGGCGAGUUCUAAAAUCUUCCAUUCAGCGUUGAAGAGUAUACAGACGAAGGUGGAGGCGGUCGUUAACAUCAAGUAUGAAGAUGAUGACGUCGUUGAAGUCGUGAAUGGUCCUUUCAAAGAGGAGAAUAUUACAAAGGAAGAAAAGUCUGAACAAGGAACAGAGGAAAAGAAGGAAAAUAAAAGUGAUGUUAAAGAAGAACUCAUUAAAAUAGAUGAUACAAGAGAUGUUAAGGAGAAUGAUACUACUGAGAAUAUGGACAUAGACAAGGAGUAG